AGAGGUGAAGAUUGCCAAAACUCUUGUCCGUAUGGCCAAAUUGGACUUCAACCAAACUGCACAAUGUGUUCUGUUCCUGUAUCGGUGAUCUAUCAAGUCAGCUCUGAGCAAGACCCCAGCAGAACCAUUACAUGGACGAAAAGCUCCUCAAAACAAGUGUCCUGUUAUUGACUAUGCGAUACAGUAUCAACUGGUUAAGAGAGUUCUUUGCCAAGAGGAGGCUGGGGAGUUUGAAACUCUACACAACACAACAGAGAGACAGUCUCCUGUACCACAUACUGAUUCAUCUUUAGAGGCAAAUUCAAUCUACAAGGUUCGUGUUCUUGCCAGGAAUGAGGCAGGACUUGGGGAAUUUCAGGAGAUUGAUUAUAUAGAGCACACAACACCUGAGAAGGAGCCAACUGGAUCUCCAACAGGUUUCAAGACUACUUCAACAGCGAAGCAUAGUGUGGCAUUGAGCUGGAGUGAAAUACCAUGCGGUCAAAGAAAUGGUGUGAUAACUAAAUACAGACUCUCAUACAGGGUGCUGGACAAACCUUAUGACACCAGCUUCAGUCCAAACAGCUCAUUUGAAUCGUUUGAUAUAGAACCAUCAGAUAUGCACCGCAACAUCAGUGGUUUAGAACCAUCCACAAAAUAUGAUUUCCGACUGAAAGGUUUCAACAGUGCUGGUGUUGGAGAGAAAGCAACACUAGAGGCAUUUACUGCAGUUGAGACAGAUCUUCCUGCUCCGACCAAGCUUUCCCAAGAUGAUGUCUCAGAUUUGACUUCUUCCACAGUCACUAUCGCUUUGAAUCUUCCAUCCUCGUCAGAGUACAUUACAGGCAUGCAAGUUGGUGUAUGGCGAGUUAAUAGGACAGUCACUAGAAGGGACACCAGGGGAUCGAGGUACCAACGAUCCACUGAACCUACUCUUGAUUAUGUAGCAGCAGAAUUACCUAAGAAGGAUCUCCCUGCAACAUUCACUGUGGGUGACGGAGAAACAGAGGGAAACAAACCCCUGGAAAGCAACACUCAAUAUGACAUCUAUCUGGGAUCAGUCAGUAGGAUUUCUCAAUCGGAAUAUGCAAUUAAUUGGAGUGAGGCGCUCAGAAUUCAAGAAUCAACUGAGCGGCCAGCUUUUGACUAA
Asterias rubens (European starfish) is the source of this 1129-nucleotide messenger RNA. RefSeq lists its product as uncharacterized. The record is from RefSeq and is a predicted model, not a curated record. The transcript is spliced from 9 exons. Gene Ontology annotation, molecular function: protein binding. NCBI's taxonomy places the organism in Eukaryota, Metazoa, Echinodermata, Asteroidea, Forcipulatida, Asteriidae. The coding region runs from base 599 to 1129 and encodes 176 amino acids.